AAUCUGUGGUAACUUCAAUUAAACAAAAUGGCCGAUAUGCUAUAGGAUUCAAUUUUUAUCUACGACAUUAAGUUUUAAUAAGAGACCAAAAUAUGUCCAAAAGGGAACCAAAUGAACGAAAUGAAAGAAAAUUGGAUGCCAGUGAUUAUGAAAACAUCAUUUCGCAGCAUAACUUAUUUGAAUCGUCGAGGCCUAAACAACAAGAGCUGCCAAGUUUUCCAGGGUUUUCAAAUGCGGAAACACAAACAAAAACGAGUGAUAUCAAAGGUCAAGGGGCCCAAACAGGGUUAGGUGCAUGGCCUUAUAAUCCUUGGUGGAUGCUGGCUAGCACUUCUAGAAGUGUACCAUCUCAAGAUGACUUUUCAGAAGAAAGUGACCAAGCAAAAAUAAAGCAAGAACCUAGCGGAGCGGGAACCCCGGAUCAUGAGCCAUUACAAAAUGAUCUUGAACAAUUUCAUACUCCAACUCCUCCUGCAGGACUUGAUUCUUUUUGUGAUGAUUGCUCAGACCCAUUCUGCGAUUCAAGUGCAGCUUUAUGCCGCCAGUUGUUUCACUGUCCUCAUUGCAGAAAGAGUUAUCCUACGAUUCUCGAAUUUAACACACACUUAACGGGUGUACAUCCAUCUCAAAAGCCAUUUAGGUGUCAGAUAUGUUUGGAGCCUUUUCAUAAAAAAUCUCAUUUACGCAGGCAUUUGGAUUCAAACCAUUCACGUAAAGAUGUAAAUAAAUGCUCAGUUUGCUCCAAGUAUAUAAAAGAUAAAAGCAACCUCCGUAAACAUAUGCAAGUGCAUACAGGUCGUGUCCCACAGAAACAAUUUAAAUGUGACCUGUGUAAUAAUAAACGUUAUAUGUCACUGGACCGAUUAAAUAAUCAUAAAGUGGUUUGUACAGGUGAAAAGGUGUUGAAAUAUUGCGAUAUGUGUACUAAAGUGUUUGAUAAUUCACGAUCAUUAAAUAGUCACAAGAAGGUCCAUGCAAGAGAAUUGAAAUGUGAAAAUUGUGGUGAACAACUUCGGUCUCUAGAGCAAUUCAAUAGUCAUCAGUUAGUUUGCCUCGGAAACACAGCAGAGGUUGGAAUCAGUGCCUCGACUAGUAGUGCAGCUUCUGUAAGCCGUUGCUGCACAGAACCUGGUUUGUGUGAACACGAUAAACCUGCCUACUUGAACAUACCUAGUUACGCAGCAAGUAGAGUGCUGGACGCAACACUUUCUUCAUUAAAAACAGAAAUGAACUGACAGCACAUAUAGCACUCUUAAGCAGUAUGUAUAUUUAUUCUUACAUUGAGUUCAUUUUAUACAAAUUACCAAAUAGUUAAAUGAAUGAUGGUUAUAAUUUUUCACAAUCAAAAAUUACACAAGACUGAUGCAAAUAUCCCGCCUCACAACUUGCUUUAUUAUUACCAUUAAAAUUUAAAUUGUAGCUAGUAAGUAAAUUAAUUUAAGUACUAAUAAUUUUAUGUAUAUCCAAUAUCCAUGUAUGGUUGGAAAUAUUAAAUCUGUUAUGUACUGCCAUCAUUGGGCAAUUUUUAUAUUGCCUUGUGGAUAUGCAUGAAAUUGAAUAUACAAUUUAUUUUUAUUUAAUUACUUAAUAGAUACCACCUAUAUUCCAUAAAAGCAGCUUUACUAUUUAAAAUCAGAAUCAAUAUUUACAUACAGUACAUGAUAUAAUGUACUUUAUUAUUUGAAUACUGUUAACGCCUUGACUGAUUUAGACUACUAUUAGUGUGCAGUAUUACAUUUAACAUUUUUUUUUUUCUAUUUUUAAAUUGUAAGAGCUAUAUUUUUUUUAUAAUUUUUUAGAAUAAUUUUAAGGUACCUAAAAAUAAAGGAUAGACAUAGUUAAUAGUUAUAGCAACUAUUUUCUAAUGCUUUAACAUACUUGUUUGUCUAUAGACGCAUGUAAACUUAUAUACAUAAUAUAAUUUUUGUAAUGUAUUAUGCAUUACAUAUUAAAGACAAUCAUUUUAAUAAGAGACACUUGAAUAAUAAUUAUACAAUUAACUGAGUAUAAGUGCAAUCCAUACAAGGCUAAGCCAUGCAUAGUGUGUUUAGUAUAUUAUUAAGAGAGAAUAACUCUAAAUGGUUUUUAUCUUUCAGUGUAACAUACUCAAAUAAUUUGUAUAACAAUUAAAACCCAAACAAUUUUUUUUUGUUUAAAAUUUAAAGAAUAUAAUUCUUAUUGAAUUCAAAAAUUGUCCCAUUAACUUUGUAAAGAAUCUAUGUAAGAAUUUAUUAAUAAGCACAUCAUUAUAUUAUCAUUUAAGUUUUAUGUUAUGAUAUAAAAUUAUUCUUAUAUUAACAUUUAUACACUGUUACUUUAAAAGAAAUGAGACUUCAACUUUGAAGUUUGUUUAUUUGUUGGUAAUUUAAAUUUUGUUUUAAACACAAACUUGUUUAUUUAAUAUAUAGUUUUAAAAUAUAUAUAUCUGGUAUGUGUUAGCUCAGUUAUUAUAUAGGAAAAAAUUAACAUAAAAAAUCAUAUAAAAAUAUUUAAAAAAUCGUUCAUGAUUUUUUCAUAAAUUUUUACCUUAUUUACAAUACAGUAGCAACUCCAUUAACCGGACUAAUUUAUGUUGGUAGGCAGUUACAAAACUUAUACAUAAUAUGACAAAAUAUGAAGGGAAGUAUAUUUUUAAAACGCUUUUAUUAGCUUCACCAUGAAUGUACCUACUCCUUUAGACUCGAUUUUAACCAAUUUUAAAUGGACAUUAUUUCAAACUUUGUACAGUUAUCAAUGACUGGUGACAAUACAGUACUUUCAUGAGUUUAUCUUAAAUAUCGCCAUAACGAUCGCCAUGAAUACCUGAGUUAUUUCAGCAAAUGAGAUAAUUCAGUUAAUAACAUCAUUAAACCGAGUUUUUUUUAUUCAUUUUUAUUAAUUAAACCAUUUGAACGCUGUAUUCAGUAAAUCGACUAUACCUUGGAAAUUCGGAUAAUCGAAUUUCUACUGUAGUAGCAAACAGUUGGCUAAGAAAAUUUUAAUAUAUUUUAACUUUUAAUCAUUAGUAUCAGGGAUGGUGUCGCUUAAAAAAUCUGAUAAUGAAUCUCACUACUUUGUUAUUCAUAGGUCACAUUUUUAAUGUAUGAAUUCUAUAUAUGAGGAUGCUGCCUGACAAAAGAACAAUUACUUAAAAACAGAACAUCGAGAAUUCAUUUCGAUAUAUUUAUUUUAUCAAACUCUUGUUUCAUUUGUAAACAUGGUUCUAUUAAAUACUAUCAGAAAAUUAUUUAUGUCCUGGAGCCUCUACUCCAUUUUUGUCCCGAGACCUUUCGUAAUGCAGCAUUGCUCUCAGGGUACAGAAUUAUUUCAUUUUAACAACCAUAUUUGUUAUUUUUAGUUGUUAAUAGUAUAAUGAAUGAUUUUUUAAGUAUUUUCAACAAUAUUGGUUAUUUCCGGAAAAUAUUUAUGCGAUAUCUGAUAUCCAAUGUAUAUAGUUUUAUUAACUAUUUCAAUACUAAAACAUUUUUUUAGAUUUAAAAAAUAUUGUUAAAUGCAUAAAUAAGGUACAAUAGUACAAAUGAAUGGUUUAUUAUUCACGGUUUUUAUAAGAAUCACUUCAACAGGUAGGUAUUGAUAAUUUGUCAUACGAUAAAAAAAUAAUUUUAUAAAACUUACAGAAACAAGAUAUGUAACAAUAAUUUUGUCUUUCAUUGUUUUCAAUUUUGUACUCAUUUUUAAUAACACUGUUAAAUUCUAAUAUAGUAAGUGUACGGAGAAAUUAGGAGUGGAUAGGCUGAGGUUUUAUUUUUAUGCACCUAGAAUUAAGAAAAAAAUGUGUUCAUAUGGUUUAGUUGUACCUAGAUUAAAAUUAGUUUUACGUUUGCUUAUCGGGUACUGAAAUG
Zerene cesonia (dogface butterfly) is the source of this 3842-nucleotide messenger RNA. Its product is annotated as zinc finger protein 62-like. Gene Ontology annotation, molecular function: DNA-binding transcription factor activity, RNA polymerase II-specific; RNA polymerase II transcription regulatory region sequence-specific DNA binding. The coding region runs from base 93 to 1235 and encodes 380 amino acids. The transcript has 2 exons. Gene Ontology annotation, cellular component: nucleus. The record is from RefSeq and is a predicted model, not a curated record. Lineage: Eukaryota; Metazoa; Arthropoda; Insecta; Lepidoptera; Pieridae. Gene Ontology annotation, biological process: regulation of transcription by RNA polymerase II.